Messenger RNA from Penicillium hordei, 504 nucleotides. RefSeq lists its product as uncharacterized. NCBI's taxonomy places the organism in Eukaryota, Fungi, Ascomycota, Eurotiomycetes, Eurotiales, Aspergillaceae. The transcript is spliced from 2 exons. The coding region runs from base 1 to 504 and encodes 167 amino acids. The record is from RefSeq and is a predicted model, not a curated record.
AUGGCAGAGUUCAAAACUGUCGAGGCUUUUGCGAAAGAUGGGCGCAGCGCGGAUCCCCGAAUCGUGUGUACCACAUCAUGCGUCCAUCACUUCGGUGUCUUCGAUCUAGAUCAUUUCAAUGGUGGCCAAGAAAUAAGAGGGAACGAUUACCACAACAACAAGCUAUAUUUGCAGAUAUGGCUCGCAGAGCUGCAGCUCCGUUGCCUCAAGCACCCGGAGUACUCUCAUAUCAGAAUCAACGGAGUCUAUCCCGGUUUUGUCGCUUCGGGAAUCUGGCACACAAACGACUUGAAGAGAAAUGGCAUCUCGAUGCGAGCUCUUGUACUCUUCUUACAUUAUGUCGCUAUCACUCCGCAACAGGGUAGUCUGGCAAUUACAAAUGCGGCAACCAGCCCGGAGUGUGGGCGGACUACUAGUGGUGGAAAAAUAUCUCAAUCGCAUUUGGGAAGCGCCGCCACAUUCCUAUUGUCAAGACUUAGAUACACGGUCCAAGUUGUGGAUUAA